AACUUCAAACGUCGUUCUGACCACACAUUGUCUUACACGUGUGUAUAAAUUCAUACGUACAUGUGUGUAUCUCCCUCGUUCCUCUGUUUCUCUCCCUUGACUUCCGGCUAAUCGUAGAAGAAGAAGAAGAAGAGGAAACAAAACCAGAAAAAAAGAUUAACUCGCCGGGAAAUGGGGAAAGCUAGAGGAGUUAACAGCGGCGCCGGAGAGAGCUCUCUCGGUUACCUUUUUGGAUCCGGCGAGUCUGUUUCCAAACAAAACGUUCCCACACCCACCACGACAACACCAACCACUAUCGCCGGAGAUAAAACAAAGACGGAGGAGGAGAAGAAGCAGAUGUCGGCUGGUGUAAGAGGAAGCCCUAAUAAUUACAUCAGAACAGAGGGACAAAACUGUGGCAACUUCCUCACGGACCGACCAUCGACGAAGGUUCAUGCAGCACCAGGUGGAGGAUCUUCUCUUGGUUACUUGUUUGGAUCUGGAUCUGGCAAAUGACUUGAUUCUGCAGCAUUUUGAACCGUUUGAAGAAAGUGUAAAAAAAAAAUGUAACUUUAUUUCUUAUUAUGUUCUUAAGGAUUGUUUUUGGAUUUGGCUGUCCUCUUUGUGUUCUUGAAUAUGGAUUUGUCAACCUACGCUUCAAAGCUAGAAACUUUUCUCAA
Raphanus sativus (radish) is the source of this 659-nucleotide messenger RNA. RefSeq names its product protein SPIRAL1-like 4. Gene Ontology annotation, biological process: cortical microtubule organization. NCBI's taxonomy places the organism in Eukaryota, Viridiplantae, Streptophyta, Magnoliopsida, Brassicales, Brassicaceae. Bases 172 to 495 code for a protein of 107 amino acids. The record is from RefSeq and is a predicted model, not a curated record. Gene Ontology annotation, cellular component: cortical microtubule, transverse to long axis. The transcript is spliced from 3 exons.